AUGACAGAAGGCUGUGAAAAAUCAAAAAUCAAAGGAGACAAAGACAAUGUGGACUCAAAAGCUGGAGAAUGGGAAGACAGGAAAGUGGGAGAACGGGAGAACGGGAGACAGAAGGACUGGAAAAUGAGAAACUGGGAAACUGAGAUGGGAGACGGGAGACGGGAGACGGGAGACGGGAGACGGGAGACGGGAGACGGGAGACGGGAGACGGGAGACGGGAGACGGGAGACGGGAGACGGGAGACGGGAGACGGGAGACGGGAGACGGGAGACGGGAGACGGGAGACGGGAGACGGGAGACGGGAGACGGGAGACGGGAGACGGGAGACGGGAGACGGGAGACGGGAGACGGGAGACGGGAGACGGGAGACGGGAGGAUGUAGGAGACAAUUGGGAGAUGGUUUGGCUUGGCACCUUAAGAGGGCCUUACAAGGCAUUUUAA
This is a messenger RNA of Suillus discolor, 441 nucleotides long. RefSeq lists its product as uncharacterized. The coding region runs from base 1 to 441 and encodes 146 amino acids. The transcript is spliced from 2 exons. NCBI's taxonomy places the organism in Eukaryota, Fungi, Basidiomycota, Agaricomycetes, Boletales, Suillaceae. The record is from RefSeq and is a predicted model, not a curated record.